Molecule: messenger RNA, 4861 nt
Organism: Beta vulgaris subsp. vulgaris (sugar beet)
Lineage: Eukaryota; Viridiplantae; Streptophyta; Magnoliopsida; Caryophyllales; Amaranthaceae
Product: pentatricopeptide repeat-containing protein At5g66520
Exons: 3
Coding region: 1148-3022 (624 amino acids)
Biological process (GO): RNA modification
Molecular function (GO): zinc ion binding; protein binding; RNA binding
Source: RefSeq, a predicted model, not a curated record
CCAACGUAAAAAUUUACUUGCUCCAUAUGUCAAAGCUAUUAAAUACUUCUUCUGCACUAUUCAAGUACAGGAGAAAGGUUUUGGCUACGAAAAGUAGAGAUCAAUAGAUAUAGUUCAUCUAAGAAUCUUGCCUCUUACAUAGCAUUUUUCUCUCAAAAAGAAUGGUUCAUAGGAUUUUUUUCUGACUCCUAUCGCGCAGAAUCCGAAACUUUCCACCACUCCGACUUGGUAGCUUGCGAGCUGGGACCUCCCUUUCUCCUAGCUACUUCAAGCUAACUUUGAUGAGUAGGUCAAACUAUUAUUUGAGCAACACUAAAUCUCUCAUUGCAAUUUGCCAAAUCUUUGUUUGACAGGAGCUAUUUCCUUCGCUUGAGAAAAAUGAAUUCGUAAAAUGCAAAUAUAAGUGGACAAUCUUCGGGUCAUCAACUCCUCUUUUAGAAGUCACAACUCGCAUUAUCAAAGUUUCUUGUGUGACCUUACCACGUGUAUUGAAUUUACCGUGGAUUACCUACUUAUAUCCAAUUUUGAAUGUGUGUUUUUCACCUUAAAAAAUAAGUUUCAAGUAUGAUAAGUUCAUAUGAAAUCAGGUUUGAUCAGAUUUAACACAACACUUAAAUUUCAAUAAAGAUCACUCAGGUCUACUAAGUUUAGUUCAAAUAAAUUUAGGUAUUUUCAUGCGAAAAAUACGCACCUGAUAAAGUCGAUCCUGAAUAAGAAUCCUGACGCUAUGGCGCGGGAGGGCAGAAUUUUGAAUUUAAAUCGGAAUAGUGUUAGGAAAAUGACCCAUCCCCUAAUUAUUGCAUUAACCUUAUGAUGGAGGACUGUAAUAACUUUUUUAAGUAGCUGCUGUACUUUGUUAUGCCAACUUAACCAAAAAAAAAAAAAAAAAAACUUCCAACUCUAUUUACCCGUCUUAUCUUUUUUGAAGUAAAAUUCUCGAUUACGGGCUAAUAAUUAUCCAAAUAUGAAGUGAAAACUGGAAUAACAGUGAGGAGAAGAGUAUUUCAUCAACUAAAAAAGACAUCACCAUUAAAAUUAGUCCAAACAAAUUAAAUUUUAUCCAAUUUCAUGUCGCUUUUAUCUAUUGCAUAUUCUUAUCAUGUUAACGAACAAUUCGUUUUGAAUUUUUGAUGCACAUCAUUCAGAGAUGAUGCAUAUUCCUAUAUCUUCCUUAGUUGUUUCAGCUCCACUCAAUGUAGUCUACCCCAACCCAGUUCAAAGCCUAGAUAAAUGCUCAUCAAUGGCGGAACUCAAGCAACUUCACUCCCAAAUCAUUCGUCUUGGCCUCUCAUCCGACAACGAUAUAAUGGGAAGAGCUAUCAAAUUUUGUGCCUUCUCUAAAUGCAGUGAUUUGGUUUAUGCACACCAGAUGUUCGAUAAAAUGCCUCACCCAGAUGCUUUUAUAUACAACACCCUCAUUAGGGGUUAUUUGCAAUGUCAAUUGGUUAGGGAAUGCUUUAUAUUGUACUUGCAAAUGUUGCAGGAUUCUGUUAUGCCCAACAAUUUCACGUUCCCUUCUCUUAUUAGAGCUUGCUGCAUUGAUAAUUGGGUUGAGAAAGGCAGGCAAAUUCAUGCCCAUGUUGUAAAAAUGGGGUUUUUAGAUGAUAAAUUUUCUCAGAACAAUCUACUUUACAUGUAUGUGAGUUUUGGGUGUUUGGAGGAAGCUCGUCGGGUUUUCGAUAAGAUGCCACAAAGAGAUGUUGUUUCUUGGACUACCUUGAUUAGUGGGUAUUCUCAAUUGGGUCUUGUAAAUGAUGCUUAUGAGGUUUUUAAGUCAAUGCCUAAUAGGAAUUCUGCUGCUUGGAAUGCAAUGAUAGCUGCAUAUGUUCAGAAUGAUCGUUUCCACGAGGCGUUUGCUUUGUUCAAUGAAAUGAGGAUGGGAAAUGUAGAGUUGGAUAGGUAUGUGGUAGCUAGUAUGCUAUCUGCUUGUACAAAGUUGGGAGCUCUGGAUCAAGGAGAGUGGAUACAUGGAUAUAUCAGGAAGAAUGGAAUAGAGAUGGACACAAAACUCGCAACCACAGUUAUUGACAUGUAUUGCAAAUGUGGGUGCUUGGAAAAGGCUUUUGAAGUUUUCAAUGGUUUGCCUUCUAAGGGGAUCUCUACAUGGAACUGCAUGAUUGGUGGAUUAGCAAUUCAUGGAAGAGGAAAAGCUGCUAUAGAGCUUUUCAAGGAUAUGGAGAGAGAGACGGUUGCACCUGAUAACAUCACUUUCUUGAAUGUGCUUAGUGCUUGUGCUCAUGCGGGGUUGGUUGAGACAGGCCGUCAUUACUUCAAGCAUAUGACUGAAGUCCAUAGACUCGAACCAAGAAUGGAACAUUACGGAUGCAUGGUUGAUUUAUUAGGUAGAGCAGGACUGCUGGAAGAGGCCAGAAAGCUUGUUGAAGAAGAAAUGCCCAUGGAAGCUGAUGCUGGGGUGUUGGGCGCCCUUGUUGGAGCUUGUAAGAUCCAUGGAGACAUCAAUCUAGGAGAAAAUUUCGGGAAGAGAUUAAUUGAAUUGGACCCUAAUAACAGUGGCCGAUAUGUUCUACUGGCGAAUCUCUAUGCAACUGCAGGCAAAUGGAAUGAUGUUGCGAAUAUCAGGAAGCUAAUGAAUGAUAGAAAGGUGAAAAAGGCUCCUGGUUUUUCAGUGAUCGAAAUGGAAGGCGUUGUUAGUGAAUUUAUUGCAGGAGGCAGGGCCCAUCCUGAAAGCAGGAAGAUUUAUGCCAAGCUUGAUGAGAUGCUGGAAAGCAUAAAAUGCCUUGGAUAUGUUCCAGAUAAAGACGGGUUAAUUCAAGAUAUUGAUGAGGAAGAAAAGGAGAAUCCUUCGAACUAUCACAGUGAAAAGCUUGCCAUUGCAUUUGGGCUAUUGAAGACCAAGGCAGGACAAACCAUUCGCAUCUCAAAGAACUUGAGAGUUUGUAGAGAUUGUCACCAAGCAAGUAAACUCAUUUCCAAGGCUUUUGAUCGCGAAAUUAUAGUGAGAGAUAGGAAUCGUUUUCACCAUUUCAGGAAUGGUGAAUGCUCUUGCAAUGAUUUCUGGUGAGAUGUGGAUUCUAUAGAUGCAAACAGAUGUAGCUUGUGAAUAGCUCACCUGUACAUAUCGCUUUUAGUACUUAACCAGCAUAUACCAUGAGGACUAUGUCUUUCCCUCUGUCUCAUAGCUUUUGAUUCACAGCCUUAUUGAAAAUUCUGAUUUUUUUGUUUAGUUCUGAGAAUUAUUUAUGCAGUGCUUGAUGCUAAGUACAGUGAAGUUUAUGGGUAGAAAAACCCCUAGCUCUAUUACUGUUCUUUUUUAAUCGUUGAACUGCUGUUGAUUGUCUAUGAGAAGAGUCUUCUUUUAGUGUUACAAGUGCAGUUUCACCGUGAACACUGCAUUUCUAAGUGAGUCAGUGUUGCCUCCUCCUGCGAUUCACUAGUGGUUUAGUACUUUGGUUUAUGGAUAGAUCAACGCGUGAUGCUUUGACCUUUAAGAAUUUUUACUUACCCCUGAGAUUACAAUAAUGUGCUUUCUUCUGCUAAUUAAUUUUCAAGAUUUGGACCAUAAAGCUUGAUGGCGAACGGAUUAAGCUGCAUAUAUGGGGUACUCCUGGUCAGGUAACGCUCAGGAUCAAUCAUAAUGGGUGAUUGCCCGUGCUUCACUUUUGUAGUGUUGUGCAUUCUUGGGAACUACUGAUUAGCAUGAAAUAAUUUUGUUGAACAGGCUCAUUUAUGUAAACUGCUCAAAUGCUAGUGGUGACUUUUAGCACCUUUUUAGAUACUUCUAUUAAUUGGGUUUGUAUGGAAUCUAAGUUUGGUAUUUUAUGUGUAUAUGUGAUGAAAUGUAAAAUUUCAUUUGAUUUCUGAUAUAUCUCAUGGUAUUAGAUAUGUAAAAAUAAUUUCUAAUAUGUCAGCAUAUUAUGACAGAACCCAGGGUAUUCUGCUGAUUUACGAUGUAACUCAUGAGUCAUUGAUAAACCCUUGAUUUCCUCUUAUCCUCGUUUUCUGCUGGUGUACGAUGUUUCCUGCACCUCUGAAGUUUCAGUCUUUCGAUUAACUUAUGGCUUGAGAAAUCACUGUCCAGUGUCCAUUGACAAUAGUUUUAAGAGGUGCAGGUGCAUCUUUGUGUACUAUGUACCUUUUGUUUUUAUUCAUUGCUUUUGACUAGAGAUAAACUACUUCUACUUUAGAUUUUAAGGCCUUUUUCAGAUGUUAGAAGCUGGUGGGCGAGUAGGCAACAAUGAGCAGCAUGCUUCUGAGUUCUGACAACAUGAACAAGAUAUUGGCAUGAACGGGAGUAAGAAGAGGGCAAGAAAUGUUAGGCUUCUAAAGUACCAACUUUCUUUAUUCUGUCAAAUGAAGGUGGCUCGGACUGGCAUUUUCUCAUGUCCGCCUUGCCUUAGGCCCGUUUAACAUCGACCCACCCACCUUCCCCUGUCCUGUCAAAACAGAGGGCAAAGACGAAUCUACAUGUGGAGGAGGUUUCUUUCCCACAUACCGGGACACACAACCUUGCUGAUUCUGAUGCAAGGCAAAAGGUACUUAUCAUAGAGGCUUUUCCAAACCCCAAAAAACUCAAGGAUGAGUCUUCUUCUGAGAAUGUUGUGAAUCAAGAAGGUGUAAGGCAACAUGAGUCUUCUUCUGAGGAUGUUGUGAAUGAAGAAGGUGUAAUGCAAGAUGAUCAAAGUUUGGACUUUCGUCAAUAUCAACUUUUCCCUAAUGGAAGUUUGGAUGUGCAUCAAUAUCAACUUUUUCCUUCUAAUUAAGUGAAUGUAUGUCUGAAUGUUUAGUAUUUACAACAUAUUGUAGUGACUGUCAAAAAUUUAGUAUUUGUUAAUCAUAUUCUAAUGUUCAAUACAACGAUUUAUUAAAUAUUUUUAUUUUAUUUUAUUGAGACUCUUGUUUA